AUGCUGGCAGACCGUCCAGGCCUGGCGUCACGGGGGCUGGCCGGGCAGAGCUGGACUGCAAACAGCCCGCUGUUUGUCAGGGCCGCCUGCCAAGCUACAGCACGCACGGUGCCCCCUUUUAACCUACAAACCCGUGUUCCACGAUGUGAGCCAAAAACGCACACCAGUACCGUGAUGUUGCGCAAGAGCAAAACCUCCCGUUUCUUCCCAAAGGCUGUUCCUUUCACUCCUGACAAAGUACACAUGGUACUGGUCACAGUACCCUACAUGGCUCCAAGCCACACGCUCCUGAGAAACAAGCGACUGAGUCGGGGGAUGAGAAAACCGAGCAUGCUAAAAUACAUAAACGCCGCUGGGCCAGGGCAGAAAGAUGGGACACAGCGGGAGUCCAAAAUAAACCUCCAAAAAUUAAACGAGCAGCAGGCUCUGCGUGGCUCAAGCCCACAGCAUCGCCUGGGAAGGCCUCCCCCCAGUCAGGGCAGGAGGGGUACUGCAGGCGGGGCCAUGGCCAGGUGGGAAGACACAGCACACCCGUGUUUCAGGAGAAGGUUCUCCAGGCCCUGCAGCCGGAUUCUGGACGAGCACUGCCCACCGCCCGCUGCUGCAGGACGGCUCCCGGGCCGCGGUCCUGCCACCCGCGCAGAGCUGCCUAGUGUCCCCAGGGCUCGGCUGGGAUCCUCAGUUAGAUCUUGGUCACCUUGCUUCAUAAACCCGGGGGUUAUCAGGGUUGUCCGCACAGACGGCUGCAUUUCCAAGCACUGCUCUGAUGCUCUGGACUGGGACACGCGCUUCACACAACGUCCCCUGACCCAUGGGCCCCACCUUGCCCAAACAGAAGAAACUCAAGUCCCUCUGGUAAAAGUCAGGGUCCUCGGCUGA
Rangifer tarandus platyrhynchus (Svalbard reindeer) is the source of this 879-nucleotide messenger RNA. The record is from the annotation of a GenBank genome assembly. NCBI's taxonomy places the organism in Eukaryota, Metazoa, Chordata, Mammalia, Artiodactyla, Cervidae.